This is a messenger RNA of Entrophospora sp. SA101, 1197 nucleotides long. The record is from the annotation of a GenBank genome assembly. NCBI's taxonomy places the organism in Eukaryota, Fungi, Glomeromycota, Glomeromycetes, Entrophosporales, Entrophosporaceae.
AUGCCAGAUGUUACAACAACAGUUAUAACAGCAACAUCGCCAACAGUUGUUACUAGGCAGAAAUAUGAAGAAGUUCAAGCAGAGCUUGACGAAUUGAUGAAACAAAGAGAAAAUCUAGAAGAAAGUUUGUUGACGCUUGAAACCAGUAUUUAUUCAUCUGAAGGUUCAUAUUUAGAAGAAAGUGGGAAUCUUAUUCGUGGAUUUGAUGGAUAUUUGAAACCUUCCUCGCAACAAGAUAAAAAAAAGAAAGACAUAUCUAAAGAAGCUCGAUUAUUUUCUAAUUCAAGUUCUUCUUCUAGAAAGGUUAAUGGGUCAAUGGCAGAAGAUGAAAGUUCCAGUUCAGAUGAAUAUAAUAAGAUUAUUGGUAGAUCAUCAUUUACUACUUCAAAUAAAAGAUUUAAAAGAACCCAUAAAAAAAAUAAUAGCAGCGGCAGUAGUCAUAGUUGCCAAUCAAGCUCAAUGGUGACAUCAAAAUCUAAAUCAAAUUAUUUCUUUUUCAAGUUCAAUGGUACUAAAAAUUUCAUAUGGUCUAGCGUUUAUACUGGUACCGUUUGUUUUUGGUGGUUUUUAGGCUACAUUAGUAAUAAGAGUAGAAAUGGAUGGAAGACACAAAAGAUCGAUUGGAAUGAUGAAAUUGUAGUGAUUACUGGAGGAUCGAGUGGUUUAGGUGGUUUAUUGGCAGAAACAUUGGCUAUUAGAACCGUGACAACUAUAAUUUUAGAUAUCAAACCACCAGAAAUUGAGCAUUUCAAGACUUUCCUACCUGAUAUGAUAAAAAAUAACCAUGGUCAUAUUGUAUCUGGAUUUAGUGGCAUUUCUCAAUUAGGUGAUUAUUGUGCAAGUAAAGCAGCAUUAAUCUCAUUUCACGAGACAUUACGAUAUGAAUUGGAUACAUGCUAUAAUGCAAAGAAUGUACGUACAACGUUAGUUUGUCCAGGUCUUUUGCGAACAAAAAUGUUUGAUGGAGUGCAAGUCGAAUACCCUUUUAUUACACCACCCUUGGCACCUUUAGAUGUAGUAAAAAGGAUUGUCACGUCAUUAGAUAAAAAUCAAGGUGAAGAUAUCCUAACACCUUAUUAUGCUAAUCUGAUGCCUUUAUUAAGAUUCUUGCCAAGUUUCUUUCAUGAUUCGCUUCAUAAGGCGUUCAAAGUAGAUUAUGGAAUGAAAACUUGGAGAGGAGGGGAAAAAAAUGAUUAA